Messenger RNA from Cyanistes caeruleus (blue tit), 1067 nucleotides. The record is from RefSeq and is a predicted model, not a curated record. NCBI's taxonomy places the organism in Eukaryota, Metazoa, Chordata, Aves, Passeriformes, Paridae.
AUGAAUUCCUGGAGAGGCAGCUCCUUCUCCCACAGACAGAUCCCUUCCUUGCCAGCCGCUCUCCAGCAGCAGAUGAUGGAUCUGCAGAGCAGCCUUGGAGGUACGUGGGGAACCUCUCCAGGGACGUGACCGAGGCUCUGAUCCUCCAGCUGUUCAGCCAGAUCGGACCCUGCAAGAACUGCAAGAUGAUCAUGGAUACAGCUGGCAAUGAUCCCUACUGCUUCGUGGAGUUCUACGAGCACCGGCACGCGGCCGCGGCCCUGGCUGCCAUGAACGGCAGGAAGAUAAUGGGUAAGGAGGUCAAAGUGAACUGGGCCACCACCCCUAGCAGCCAGAAGAAAGACACCAGCAACCAUUUCCACGUCUUUGUCGGAGACCUCAGCCCUGAGAUCACAACUGAAGACAUCAAAGCAGCCUUUGCUCCCUUUGGAAGAAUCUCGGAUGCACGGGUGGUCAAGGACAUGGCCACGGGCAAGUCCAAGGGCUAUGGCUUCGUCUCCUUCUUCAAUAAAUGGGACGCCGAGAACGCCAUCCAGCAGAUGGGGGGGCAGUGGCUCGGGGGCCGGCAGAUCCGGACCAACUGGGCCACCAGGAAACCUCCAGCUCCCAAGAGCACCUAUGAGACAACCACCAAACAAUUGUCCUACGACGAGGUGGUGACUCAGUCCAGCCCCAGCAACUGCACCGUGUACUGCGGGGGGGUCACCUCGGGCCUCACAGAGCAGCUGAUGCGCCAGACCUUCUCCCCCUUCGGGCAGAUCAUGGAGAUCCGAGUGUUCCCGGAUAAAGGAUACUCCUUCGUCAGGUUCAAUUCCCACGAGAGCGCUGCCCACGCCAUCGUCUCCGUCAACGGCACCACCAUCGAGGGCCACGUGGUGAAGUGCUACUGGGGCAAGGAGACACCCGACAUGGUCAGCCCUGUCCAGCAGGUCAGGCAGCUCCUGAGGCAGAGCCAGUCCUCAGCGCCGUGGAUGGGCCCCGCUUACGGCGUGCAGGCGGCGCAGGGGCAGAACGGCGCCGUGGUGCCCCCCCAGCCCGGCUUCCGCGUGGGCUUCGAGACCCCCUGA